AUGAUCAGUUGUGGACAUCCAGAGUUUAGAUAUCUAGAGGUUAUAGAUCCAGAGUUUGGACAUCUAGAGUUUGGAGAUCCAGAGUUUGGAAAUCUAGAGGUUAUAGAUCCAGAGUUUAGACAUCUAAAGGUUAUAGAUCCAGAGUUUAGACAUCUAGAGGUUAUAGAUCCAGAGUUUGGACAUCGAGAGUUUGUAGAUCCAGAGUUUGGACAUUUAGAGGUUAUAGAUCCAGAGUUUGGACAUCUAGAGUUUCUAGAUCCAGAGUUUGGACACCUAGAGGCUAGAUAUCCAGAGUUUGGACAUCUAGAGGUUAUAGAUCCAGCGUUUGGACAUCAAGAGUUUGUAGAUCCAGCGUUUGGACAUCUAGAGGCUGGAGAACCAGAGUUUGGCCAUCUAGGGGUUAUAGAUCCAGAGUUUGAACAUCUAGAGGUUAUAGAUCCAGAGUUUGGAUAUCUGGAGUUUGGAGAACCAGAGUUUGGACAUCUAGGGGUUGUAGAUCCAGAGUUUGGACAUCUAGAGGUUAUUGAUCCAGUGUUUGGACAUGUAGAGGUUAUAGAUCCAGAGUUUGGACAUCUAGAGGUUAUAGAUCCAGCCUCUUUUAAAAAUCUACAUUCCCCUUCGUCAAAAACUGAUUUUUUUGCAUGCUAUUCCCCUGCACCAGGAUCAUCAAACAUCCGAGGUGUUGAAUAUAGAAGACAACCAGUACGAGCUAAUGGUAAAGUUUGGGGUGAUUUACCAGUUGGCAGUGAUAAGACACCAGUGUAA
Messenger RNA from Diorhabda carinulata, 765 nucleotides. Its product is annotated as involucrin-like. The transcript is spliced from 4 exons. The coding region runs from base 1 to 765 and encodes 254 amino acids. Lineage: Eukaryota; Metazoa; Arthropoda; Insecta; Coleoptera; Chrysomelidae. The record is from RefSeq and is a predicted model, not a curated record.